Messenger RNA from Lachancea sp. 'fantastica', 1899 nucleotides. The record is from the annotation of a GenBank genome assembly. NCBI's taxonomy places the organism in Eukaryota, Fungi, Ascomycota, Saccharomycetes, Saccharomycetales, Saccharomycetaceae.
AUGUUGGACAAUACGGUGUUCCAGCAUGCUGUCGAAGUGUGGUCGAAGGCGGGCUUCACGGAGUUACAACGGCUGCUGGACGACGGUGUGUUGACGGUCAAAGAACUAGAGUCCAAGUCAUUGAUCUCAAGAAAGGCGUUGGCCUCAGAGACCAAACAGUUUAAGAGACUUGAAAACGAGGAAAAGUUGACACAGGUAAAUAAAAUUAUCAAGAGCUACCAGCAAGAAGUAGACAGUUUGACAUCGAGGUCAAAGGUUGCAGAAGAGCUGGUGCUGAACCUGUACUCCAAACUAUCAGAAACCCCCGAUCCGUUCCCAUUACUUGAAAUGUCGGCACAACAAACCCAGGGUGCCGAUGAUAUCAAAAGAUUGAAAGCCAAAAUUGAGGAUUUGGAAAACCAAAUAUCGAAAAGGGCGGAUUACGACAAAAUCCGUGCUAGGCUUUUGGAUCUUGAACAAAACUCUGCCAAGACCUUAUCCAAGAGACUGGCAGCUAAGGAACAGGAAUUGAACUCGCAAUUUCAAGAGAAGGAAAGAAACUGGAAGGAGCGCGAAAAGGAUUUAUCACGCCAACUGGAAACAAGCAAGGAUACCAACAAGAUUUUGGAAAGCAAGCUCACUCAAACAGUCGAUGAGGGUGAACAUUCACAGGGAGGCUCUACAGAGCGUCAGUCCGCUGAACAGCAGUUGCUGCUCCAAGAGGUUCAGUCUUCACAGGCCCGAAUUUUGGACCUCGAAAAAAGGAACGAGGAUUUGAGCGGCCAAUUGGCGAAAGCUACUAGUGAAGAAGAGCAAGCAUUAGAGAAGGACGCAAGAAAUCUGAAAGUCAACGAAUUAGAGUCUGAAAACGCUUUACUGAGCGCUUCUCUUGCUCAUGAACGCAAAUUGCUGGAGGCAAGUAUGACAGAAAAUCAAACUCGCAUGGACUCCCUGCAGCAGCAAUUGGCAUUAGCACAGGACGAGCUCGAAAAAAAGGCUCGGAAACUGAACGUUUAUGGAGAUUAUGAAGCUAUCAAAGGGGAAUUGACAGCGCUCAAGAAAAUUGAAUUUGGAACGUCUGACGAAGACGGUACCAGCGUAGAUUCAACAUUGUUGAAAGCGAACAAGAAACUCCAAAGCAAUCUGGCUGAGCUUCGUGGCAAGUUUGGUGGAAUGGAAAAAGAGGCAAUUACGGUGCGGAAGGAAAAUUUGAAGCUGGCUGAACAACUCAAACAGCUAGAGAAGGUCAAUGUGCAAUUGGAAUCGGACCUGGAGCGGAUAGAUAACAUAAGCACUAAAAAUGACACAGCAAGCAUGAUGUCAGGUGUGACGCGACAAAUGAACCGUGUUGGAAGCUCAACGCGACACGGCGGGAAGCUUUCACCAACAAGCUCGAUUAUUGGUAUCCCCGAGGAAACAGAAGUUCAGUCCAUGGAGGGCGGAAGUUCCACUGUGCUAAGGAUGAUAACACAACAGAGAGAUAGGCUACGUUCCAAGACCACUGAACUGGAAAAGAAGCUACGUCAGACGAAUGUGAAUGACGGCCAAUUACGCGCAGAACUGGGCAGACUCAAAGCAGAUAACGCCAAGAUGUAUGAACGUAUAAGAUUCUUGUCAUCGUACGGAUCCAAAGGUGUGGCCACAGAAGAUCUGUCGGACUAUUCUCAAAAUUACAACGAAUCGCUGCAUCCGCUAGCCGAAUUCAAACAGAAGGAGCUGGACAGGAUAAAAAGAAAAGGGAUCUCGCCUCUGGAACAGCUCUUCCUGAAUUUCGCAAAGGUGGUGCUGGCCAACAAAACAAGCAGAAUGGUGUUCAUGCUAUACUGUUUAGCUCUACACGGACUGGUGUUGGUAACAUGCAUUUACGCAACGAGUGUUGAUGGAGGCGCAAAAGUGGUAGAGCAAGGUGUAAAAAUAUAG